UUAUUAAUUGAAGGCGUUUGGAAAACAAUGGCUGGUUUUGAUAAUAAUAAAAGUAAUCAGGAUGACACAACUUGUGAUAAUGAUAUAGAUAUUACAGACCAAGAUGUCAGUAAUGAUGACAAUAUGAGCGAAGAAUACUAUCUACUGGAUUCAAAACUCGAUGAGUUGAACUCAGCACUGGAUUUUCUGGAAAAAAGGACUGAUGAUAUUCAUGAAAAGCUGAAAGAACUAUUGCAGUCUAAUAUUGAAAUAAGAAAUGAACUAAGAAAUGAAAAUAUGAAAUCAAAUUAGAACAACCAACACUCUCAAAACUAUUCAAUCUUCAAUAAUUGCAGACUAAUAUUAUAAUAUAAAAAAGAAAUACAAUAGUAACAAAAUGCUGCCUGUUUAUUUUUAAAUUCAAG
Molecule: messenger RNA, 404 nt
Organism: Diatraea saccharalis (sugarcane borer)
Lineage: Eukaryota; Metazoa; Arthropoda; Insecta; Lepidoptera; Crambidae
Source: the annotation of a GenBank genome assembly